AUGGUUCAUGUUCAAUUAGGUUUAUUUUCGCAAUUGCUAGCAUACGCAGCUUUCGGUCUUUUUUUCCAAGGAACAUAUGCUUUGGAGAAGCCUUGGAAGGCAUGCCCAAACUACAAGGUAUUUUCGGAAAAAAGACACUUUCCAGCUGAAGGUUCUUUAAAGUUGCCGUUGCAAAGACCUGUUCACGCUUGUAGAACAUUCCACUCAGAUGUUGUGGAAAACAAAAUCCUUGAAGUGAAAGACGCACUUGGUGAUACUGAUUUGGCUCGUUUGUUCGAGAACUGUUUCCCCAACACCCUUGAUACGACGAUUCGUUGGCACUCGCCCGAGAAAGAUGAUCCGCAGACGCUGGUUAUUACGGGCGACAUUCCUGCAGAAUGGUUGCGUGACUCUGCUCAUCAGCUUGCACCUUACCAUGCUUUGGCACCGAAGGACAAGCAACUGGCGAUGCUGCUUCUAGGUGCCAUCCAAACACAGUCUGAAAUGAUUAUCCAAUUUCCUUACUGCAAUGCCUUCCAACCCCCCAAGAAAAGUUAUAUUCAUGGCGAAGACAAUGGCCAAAGCGACGUUGUUACCCCUUCGUACGAUCCGCUGGUCGUCUUCGAAUGUAAAUACGAGCUCGAUUCACUCGCUUCCUUCUUACGACUUUCCUACAAGUACUGGAAGGCUACUUCAGAUAACCGUAUAUUUACCACAAAAUGGCUUGCAGCCGUAGAAGUCAUAUAUACGGUACUCGAACAGCAGUCCAUUUCGACGUUCAAUGAAGAAACCGGCCUGCCCAGAAACCCUGUCUACUCCUUCCGCAGAAGAACUGACGCGGGAACGGAAACCCUUGCACUGUCUGGACGAGGAUUCCCUGUCCAAGGAAAUGGCACACUUAUCCGCAGUGCUUUUCGACCCUCAGAUGACGCCUGCACGCUUCAAUAUCUCAUUCCUUCAAACGCAAUGAUGGCCGUGGAACUGGGACAUCUUCAGGAGAUGCUCUCGGCUAAUGGCAAGCAUUCUCUUGCUCAAGCUGCACAGUCUUGGACGAAGAAAAUCCGCGAAGGCAUUGAGAAGUAUGGCAUCGUCGAACAUCCAGUGUUCGGACGUGUGUAUGCCUACGAGGUAGAUGCGUACGGAAGCGCAAUCUUUAUGGACGAUGCUAAUAUCCCUUCGCUUUUGUCGCUCCCCUACUUGGGGUUCGUAGAGCGCGACGAUUCUGUUUACCUCAACACACGCAAAAUGGUUCUCUCCCCACAAGGAAACCCUUUCUUCCUGAAGGGCCGCCUGAUUCAGGGCAUCGGCGGUCCGCAUGUGGGUCUGCGCAAUGUAUGGCCAAUGAGUCUUAUGAUUCAAGCCAUUACAUCUGACAACGACACUGAAAUUUCAGAACUGCUGAACAUUAUCAAGCGCUCUACCAAUGGUCUUGGCCUUAUGCACGAGACCGUCGACGUAAGCAACUUUUCUCUCUACACCCGGCCAUGGUUCUCUUGGGCGAACUCUUUGUUUUCAGAGCUCAUCAUGGACCUGCUUGAGCGAAAGCCUCAUCUUGUCAAGAAGAAGUCUGCCUAA
Molecule: messenger RNA, 1554 nt
Organism: Schizosaccharomyces japonicus yFS275
Lineage: Eukaryota; Fungi; Ascomycota; Schizosaccharomycetes; Schizosaccharomycetales; Schizosaccharomycetaceae
Exons: 3
Coding region: 1-1554 (517 amino acids)
Biological process (GO): carbohydrate metabolic process
Source: RefSeq, a predicted model, not a curated record